AAACGCACUUUCCUUGAUAUCUAUUGUUUUGUACAGUUUUCAAGAAAUCAAAUAUUAUUCGAAGAAAAUUAUAUUGUACAUCAAACGCUCAAAUGGACGUUGACCUUUGCUUCGUUAUGGACUGCACCGGUUCUAUGGGAAGCUACAUUGAAGGUGUCAAGAAUUCUAUCAAAAAAGUGGUAGAUUACAUGGCAAAUAUGGAACCAGCAAUUAGAAUUCGGAUCGGUUUCUGUGGCUACCGUGAUCAUUGUGAUGGCUCAAAUCGCUUGCAGAUUUUUGACUUCACCAAUUCUCCCGAAAAUUUCAAAAAUAGCUUAUCGGGUGUUUCAGCUUCAGGCGGUGGAGAUACUCCAGAAGAUGUCUUAGGCGGUCUUGACGCAGCCGUAUCUAGAAUGACAUGGAGAAAUGAUAUUCGCGUCCUUUUACAUAUCGGUGACUGUCCGCCACAUGGCCGUCGUUUCACUUAUACAGAUGAUAAUUAUCCGGAUGGAGACCCAAAUGGUCUAACUGCAGAAGGUGUACUAGGAGAAAUGCAGUCGGCAAAAAUUUCUUACUUUUUCGGGGAGAUUACGGGAUUAACCAAAACGAUGAUUAGUGAAUUUAAAAACAUAAUUGGAGAGUUUAAUGUGUUUGAUUUCAGGAGCACUCCAGACACGGAGGGAUUAGUAGAAAAAUUUUUUGAUGCUACUUGUUCGGCUAUCAAUACUGCUAUCACAUUAAGAGAAUAAUAGUGUUUGUUUUACCAAUAAUUCAAAUUUUUUAUACAAAGUUUAAUUUUAUUAAAAUUAUUAUUUUAUAUGAAAUGAGAGAUUAAUUGAGUAUUGCUAAAUAUCACCACUGGUGAUUGUCACCUUACCAGAAUUAGAGUAUAAUUUCGGGUAGAAUUAAAAAUAUCAUGAAACUCCGCCCACUAAUAUU
This is a messenger RNA of Rhizophagus irregularis DAOM 181602=DAOM 197198, 918 nucleotides long. RefSeq lists its product as uncharacterized. Lineage: Eukaryota; Fungi; Glomeromycota; Glomeromycetes; Glomerales; Glomeraceae. Gene Ontology annotation, molecular function: protein serine/threonine kinase activity. Gene Ontology annotation, cellular component: cytoplasm. The record is from RefSeq and is a predicted model, not a curated record.